UUGAGCGCGUUUUCUAGCAUUAUGCGAGGAAAACUUCUUAAACAGCUAGCGCUGGACAAGUUUCUCAAAAUCUCGCCAGAGUUUUAGUGUUCUCUAUGUGAGAGUAGUAAAGGUAUUGUAGCAGAAGUAUUGAUUUCACAAUUCUUCUAUUUUUCUCUUGUUUCCAAGAUCUGCAUAUCAGAGAUGGAGAAGGUGGUGGACAUGGAGCAGCAACAGGCUAAAGAGAUGGGUAAAUUUGUUGUUUUUGAUGCUAAGGAUAUCUGGCCUGCUCAUGAGGAUUUGCCUGCAGGUCUAAUUCGUGAACGUAUUCCAAAACACGUUGCAUUUAUCAUGGAUGGAAGCCGAAGGUGGGCUAUUAAGAGAGGAUUGGAGCCUACUCUAGGUCAUAAUGCAUCAUCUCAUAGUGUAAAACUUCUUGCUCAGUUAUGUUGUAAUUGGGGUAUUAAGGUCAUGACAGUAUUUGCAUUCUCUACUGGGAACUGGGUUCGACCUCAAGUUGAGGUUGACUUCUUAAUGGACACAUUCGAGCUAGUUUCCUUGAGAGACGUCGAGGUUUUCAUGAGGAAUGAGGUUCGAAUAUCUAUAAUAGGGGACACCACAAAGCUACCAACUGGACUACAACAAGCGCUGUCAAAGGCAACAGAAAUAACGAAGAACUACGCGAAACUUCAUUUGAUCGUGGGAAUCAACUACGGCGGUAGAGAAGACAUAUUACAAGCAUGUCAAAGUAUCUCUCGCAAAGUAAAAGAUAAUCUCAUCAAACCAGAAGACAUCAACGAAAACCUAUUUAAUCAAGAGCUUGAUACAAAGUGUACUGAAUUCCCUUACCCUGAUCUACUAGUCAGAACUAGUGGCGAACAUAGGAUCAGUAACUUCUUAAUGUGGCAAUUAGCUUACUCCGAAAUUUAUUUUGAGGAUUGUCUCUGGCCUGACUUUGGCGAGAAAGAAUUUGUCAAGGCAUUACGAUCCUUUCAAGAUAGACGGAGACGAUACGGAGGACAAGAUGAAGACAAUUUGGGAGUGGAAAGUCGUAAUCAAUCUAACUGAUUACCGGAAACCGAGUGUUUUUGAACGUUUGUGUGUGCUUAUUUUAGCAUUUCCUAAUAUACAAAAUCAUGGCUUGUAAUUUAUUUAUUUUUAUUAUUUUUAUUC
This is a messenger RNA of Papaver somniferum (opium poppy), 1152 nucleotides long. RefSeq names its product dehydrodolichyl diphosphate synthase 2-like. The coding region runs from base 184 to 1047 and encodes 287 amino acids. Lineage: Eukaryota; Viridiplantae; Streptophyta; Magnoliopsida; Ranunculales; Papaveraceae. Gene Ontology annotation, biological process: plastid membrane organization; polyprenol biosynthetic process; response to cold. The transcript is spliced from 3 exons. The record is from RefSeq and is a predicted model, not a curated record. Gene Ontology annotation, cellular component: chloroplast stroma.